GCCGGGACUGCCCCGGGCGCAGCGGGGACCUGGUCUCCGGCGGGCAGGUGGAGCUCCGUGUCCUUGAGUGGCCGCAGAGCAGCGGAGCUCGGCGACCAUGGCUUCCCGCCUGUGGCCCGUGUUCGGGUUUUUCAUCAAGGCUGGCUUGGCUGGUGGGUCCGUAUACCUGGUUUACGAUCAGGGGCUGCUGGGGCCAAGUUACCAGGGUCAGGCUGCCCUACUAAGGGCUCAGGAGGCAAUCCCAGUCGCCUUCAGCCGUUACACAGACUUAAUUUCGAAGCACAUGGGCGUCCGGUUGGAGCUGCCAUCCACUCCACAUUUCAACAUUAACCUUCGAGACAGCUGGAACUCAGGUAUCAACAGCUUGAUGGACUCACUGUCCGCUGCCCCCUCAACGAUCCAGGUGUACAGUCGAGAAGCCUGGAACUACCUGAAGGGCCAGAAAUGAAGCUCCGACUUUGGCUCAGGCACAUUGUCAUGGGUGGUAGUGAAGAGGGCUUGGGUUUCAGGAGCCUAAAGCUGUGGUGCCACGUUUGUUCUCCUGAGGGCAGCUUGUGACCAGGCCCUGCCCAAAUAAAGGACUUUAGAACGCG
Molecule: messenger RNA, 593 nt
Organism: Vombatus ursinus (common wombat)
Lineage: Eukaryota; Metazoa; Chordata; Mammalia; Diprotodontia; Vombatidae
Gene: MICOS13
Product: mitochondrial contact site and cristae organizing system subunit 13
Exons: 4
Coding region: 98-448 (116 amino acids)
Biological process (GO): cristae formation
Cellular component (GO): mitochondrial crista junction; MICOS complex
Source: RefSeq, a predicted model, not a curated record